AUGACUUCGACGUCUUCUUUCCCAAGGCAAAUUCCCGAGCAGGCAUGGUACAUGAAGCCCAUCUUCUCAAUUCUAAUCGGAGGAAUCCUUCCUUUUGGAGCUGUUUUCAUUGAACUUUUCUUUAUACUGACAUCCAUAUGGCUAAACCAGUUUUACUACAUAUUCGGCUUCCUUUUCAUCGUCUUCGUCAUCUUGAUCAUCACCUGUGCUGAAAUAACAAUCGUCCUUUGCUACUUCCAGUUGUGCAGUGAAGAUUAUAAUUGGUGGUGGAGAUCAUACUUGACCGCUGGUUCCUCAACCCUAUACCUAUUCUUAUACUCUAUUUCCUAUUUCUUCACCAAGCUGGAAAUCACAAAGCUGGUUUCUGGGAUCCUUUACUUCGGGUACAUGUUAAUCGGCUCAUACGCAUUCUUUGUAUUGACCGGCACAAUGGGCUUUUACGCUUGCUUCUGGUUUGUGAGAAAGAUCUACUCUUCCGUGAAGAUCGACUAGUUAUCGGAACAGGUCAAAAAUUUAAAGGUUUUUACUGAGAAUUCUCGCGAAUCUGCAAUUCCACUCCAAACUGCAGAAGAACAAUAUAGGAAGAUUUUUUUUUUUUUUUUUUAAGUCGCUGUUACUAACUUGUCUUUGGGCUUUUAAUUUUUUUUUUUUCACUUUCGCUGUUACUAACGGCGACUCUUCCCGAGGCUAGGCUUGGAUGUACGGACGCUUAUUUUUUUAAGUUGCUUAGAUGUUAAUGGUAGAUUACUACAUGAAAGUAUUUGUAGCCCUAUGGCUGACUACUUGUUAAGAUGUAGAUGGGUACACCACCUACCUUGAGGAUUUGUGAAAGGCCAAGACUUUUUAAAAGAAA
Molecule: messenger RNA, 853 nt
Organism: Amaranthus tricolor (Joseph's coat)
Lineage: Eukaryota; Viridiplantae; Streptophyta; Magnoliopsida; Caryophyllales; Amaranthaceae
Product: transmembrane 9 superfamily member 7-like
Exons: 2
Coding region: 1-492 (163 amino acids)
Biological process (GO): protein localization to membrane
Cellular component (GO): membrane
Source: RefSeq, a predicted model, not a curated record